Molecule: messenger RNA, 1491 nt
Organism: Knipowitschia caucasica
Lineage: Eukaryota; Metazoa; Chordata; Actinopteri; Gobiiformes; Gobiidae
Source: the annotation of a GenBank genome assembly
AUGCUAAGAAGAUACUCCGUGAAGCUGAUCAAGUUCGCGGACGACACCACCCUCAUUGGACUCAUCUCCAAUAACGAUGAGUCCUACAGGAGGGAGGUGGACCGGCUGGUGUCCUGGUGCAGUGGUAACAACCUGGAGCUGAACGCCCAGAAGACAGUGGAGAUGAUUGUGGACUUCAGGAAGAGCACUGUCCCCCCGCCCCCACCCUCCGUGAUGGACUCCCCCAUCACCUCUGUGGAGUCCUUCCGUUUCCUGGGCACCACCAUCACCCAGGACCUCAAGUGGGAGCCGACCAUCAGCUCCCUCAUCAAGAAAGCCCAGCAGAGGAUGUACUUCCUGCGGCAGCUCAGGAAAGCCAAGCUGCCUGCACAGAUGUUGGUGCAGUUCUACACGGCCAUCAUCGAGUCCAUCCUCACCUCCUCCAUCACCUCCUACAUCUCCUCCUCCAUCACCUCCUCCAUCACCUCCUCCAUAUGCGAGCCGAUUCACCUGGACACUGCAAAAUACGGGAGCUACACAAUGAUGAAUCUCAAAGCUAACCGGGUAAUUGACAUUCAGCUUGUUCAGAGUAAUGAAGUGGGGAACAGUGUUCGCAUGGAGAAGGAGGGAUUUGUCCGUAGUCUGACAAUGCUUGAAGAGAGGGGUGUUGAAGUGCAAGCGAUUGUGACUGACCGACACUCGGGCGUCCAGAAGUUUUUACGGGAACAAAGACCGGAUAUCAGUCACUACUUUGAUCCUUGGCACAUGGGAAAGGGAAUCGGGAAAAAAAUGGAGGAGCUGGGGAAGAAAAGGGGAACGGAGGACGAGCUGCGUAUGGACGAGGCUCGCUUUCAGCGGUACUUCCGAAUGUCAGUAGCCCAGUUUGAUGACCUGCUCACCCGCAUCGGAGCUCGCAUCGCCCGCAUGGACACCAACUACAGGCGCUCGAUUCCCGCGGAAGAGCGCCUGUCUAUCUGUCUGAGGUUUCUUGCUACUGGGGACUCCUUCAGGACCAUAGCAAGCAGCUUCAGGGUGGGCAUCUCCACCAUCUCCAGCAUCAUCCCAGAUGUGGUGGCAGCCAUCUGGGACGGCCUGGUGGAGGAGUUCAUGCCUGUGCCUGGAGAAGAGGAGUGGAGGUUGUCUGCUAUGGAGUUUGAGGAGCGGUGGAACUUCCCUCUUUGUUGUGGUGCUAUAGAUGGGAAGCACAUCAACCUCAAGGCACCCCCCAACUCAGGCUCCCUGUACUUCAACUACAAGGGUAAUAGUUCCAGAUUCUGCAGCUGUCUCCGACUUCACAACAUGUUCAAGCAUGGCCUCAAUUACAAGUGCAGCAGCAGGGGAACGACCGGCAGCAGAGGAAGAACCAGCAGCAGAGGACGGUCCAGGAGCCGAGAACGGUCCAGAGGCCGAGGACGGUCCAGAGGCCGAGAACGGUCCAGGAGCCGAGGACGGUCCAGGAGCCGAGAACGGUCCAGAGGCCGAGGACGGUCCAGCACUCGGCUCUGUCUCUGA